Molecule: messenger RNA, 864 nt
Organism: Monoraphidium neglectum
Lineage: Eukaryota; Viridiplantae; Chlorophyta; Chlorophyceae; Sphaeropleales; Selenastraceae
Exons: 5
Coding region: 1-864 (287 amino acids)
Biological process (GO): RNA stabilization
Molecular function (GO): RNA binding
Source: RefSeq, a predicted model, not a curated record
AUGAAUCAGGUAGCGGAGGACAUCCGGUUCUCGAGGGAGGAUGCUGACGAGGACAAGGUCAAGGCGCUGGAGUUCCUGUUCCCCCGCGGCAGCCCCGCCUUUGUCAAAAUCCUGUCAGCGGAGCCGGACGGCUCCGGGGGCUUCAAGGUCAACGGCAGCAUGCGCGCGGUUGACCAGGAGAGCGGCGCCGAUCUGGACCCGACGGGGCAGCUGGCGGCGGCGGGCAGGGGCGGCGGCGGCCCCGGUGGCGGCGGCCCUGGCGGCGGGUCGGACGAGCCGCCUGAAGAGGGCAGCAUACACCGCGGCGUGGUGCGGCGCAUCGAGGCGUACGGCAUAUUCGUGGCACUUGAAGGAUUCCGCAAGCACGGCUUGGUGCACUCGUCACAGGUGUCGGGCUACCUGGAUCUGAGUACAGAGGAGGGGGACGAGGCCAAGAAGAAGGCCCUGGCGGAGGUGGUGGCUGUCGGGGAGCCAGUGUGGGUCAAGGUGGUCGAGGUGACCGACGACGACUCGGGCCGCGGCCCCCGCAUCGGCUGCUCGAUCAAACUAGUCAACCAGGCGGACGGCACCGACCUCGAUCCAGGCGGCACCCGCUACCGCCCCCGGCGCGACGCCAGCGGCGGCGGCGGCGGCGGCCGCGGAGGCGCGAUCGGGGCGGAUGCGGGGGCGGUGCGGGGCGGCGCGGUCGACUGGGGUUACAUUAAGGCGGAUACUAAGGAGUAUGGAAAAGGCGGCUACGAGAUAUUAGAGGACGAGCCCCCGCCUGGGCCGGGGCCGGGGCCCGCGGCAGGGGCAGCGGCGGCCUUUGCGGGCGGCGGCGGUGGGGCAGGUGCGCGAAACGGCUGUGAGGGCGGCAGGGUGUGA